Molecule: messenger RNA, 1046 nt
Organism: Raphanus sativus (radish)
Lineage: Eukaryota; Viridiplantae; Streptophyta; Magnoliopsida; Brassicales; Brassicaceae
Exons: 2
Coding region: 90-614 (174 amino acids)
Source: RefSeq, a predicted model, not a curated record
UCAAGCUGUCAUCAAUGUCUUCUUCUUCCUCCUUCAUCUUCUCCUCCUCCAACGUUUAAACCCUAAUCUCCAAUCUCCUGAUCGCGAAGAUGAUGAUGCUUCGUGUUCUUCAUCUUCUUCUCAUCAUCGCCAUUCUCGCGAUCUCGAUCCUCGCCGAGAAUGAUUCGAUAUACGAGAUCCUUCGAGCACACGCCUUACCAAUGGGGCUAUUACCAAAGGGCGUAAAAGAGUUCGACGUCGACACAAAGACAGGACAGUUCUCGGUUUACCUAAACCGAUCGUGCAAGGCCAAGUACGAGAGCGAGAUACAUUACGAGGCCAACAUUACGGGAACGUUAGGUUACGGAAGCAUCGGUGGUUUGUCGGGUAUAUCGGCGCAGGAUCUCUUCUUGUGGUUUCCGGUUAAAGGGAUUUGCGUGGACAUACCUAGCUCCGGUGUUAUAUACUUCGAUGUCGGAGUUGUUCGCAAACAGUACUCCAUGUCUUUCUUCGAGACGCCUAGAGAUUGUGUAGCUGUUGAGAACGAGGCUGAGUUUCGUGGGGAUGAUAAGAUUCGGUCAUCUAUGUUACAAUUCUACGAGGUGGAUCAAAGUGUCGGGAGAAACAUUGUGUAAGCCAAAAAGGGUUGACGAAUGUUGUAAUGAAGAUGUGAUUAAAGUAUACAAGUUAGAAAACUUUUAGCUGCUCAUGGAUUUUUUUGAAGACACAUAGACACAUACAUACACCUUCCAUUUGAGGUCAGAUGCUCUGUUCGUCCCCCUGAUUGCUUUUCUCACUUUGUUUGAAGUGGAAAAUGAGAGAUGUGAGCGCAAGUUUAGACGGGAAGAACAAGUGUCGGAGGGUUUUGUAUGUAAUGUUGAGAUUCGGUUGUUGGAGCGAUCACAGGUGGUGAUUGAAUGUUUUGUUUUUUUAUGUUUUGCACUUUAUCAUGUAUUUUUCUCCCCCUUGUAGCAUAAUACAUAAUAUGUAUGUUUGUAAUGUAUAAUAUAUGUACCUGUGUAAUCAUAUUCUUUAUCCCAAUAAGAUUAUUUACAUAGUUUGCUGUA